AUGCCUUUGUUCAAAUUAACCACGUUUGGUACAACAUUGAGCAUGAGGGCCUCCCAGAAAUUUGCUACUUGUGUGGGCACUAUGGACAUAAGAAAAGAGGCUUGUAGCCUUAAGACUACUUCUGCUGGUCAAACUAGUGAAACUCCAAAUGCAGUAGGAGCAGAUGCAAUGGGACAACCCGCUGAGGUGGAAAACGAGAACUAUACGGAAGCAAAUGAAGGUUUGAGAGGGCCAUGGAUGAAUGUGCCCCCCCUGAAGGAAACAUAA
Molecule: messenger RNA, 267 nt
Organism: Prunus armeniaca (apricot)
Lineage: Eukaryota; Viridiplantae; Streptophyta; Magnoliopsida; Rosales; Rosaceae
Source: the annotation of a GenBank genome assembly